AGAAAAAUUGAUAUAGAUCCGGAUAUUCUUGAUAGAGCAUUUUCCGAUAUUAAAAAACGAAGAGAAUUUUUAGAUAACAUAUUAAUAUAUAAUGAAGUGUUGAAUGGAUAUGUAGAUAGUGAGACGGAUACUUCUGAUGAAUACGAAUCUAAUGAUGAAUUAAGUGUGGGGUUAACUCAUAAAGAUGCUUUUAAAUUGGUUGCUGAAAUGUGGGGCGAUAGCCCAUUAAAUCCAAAGAAUGCAUCCCCACUUGUUUAUAAAG
This is a messenger RNA of Acaulospora morrowiae, 262 nucleotides long. Lineage: Eukaryota; Fungi; Glomeromycota; Glomeromycetes; Diversisporales; Acaulosporaceae. The record is from the annotation of a GenBank genome assembly.